UUCGAAGAAAUUCAUUUAUGGUUCAUUAUUGAAGUAGACGGUGAUUGAGUUACACUUAUUAUAGUUGUGAAAGUGUUUAUAAACUUCCAAAAACUUAUUAAAGCAGUAAAUAUAUAAAUAUAAAAAGAAGAAAAAAGAACAAUGGCUCGUACUAAGCAAACUGCACGUAAAUCUACCGGUGGAAAAGCUCCACGCAAGCAACUUGCUACAAAGGCAGCCCGUAAAUCCGCCCCCUCAACUGGCGGCGUUAAGAAACCUCACCGCUAUCGCCCGGGAACAGUAGCCUUACGCGAAAUUCGCCGUUAUCAAAAAUCCACUGAAUUGCUUAUUAGAAAAUUGCCAUUUCAGCGCUUGGUCCGAGAAAUCGCUCAAGAUUUCAAAACUGAUUUGCGUUUCCAAUCAGCUGCCAUAGGCGCCUUACAGGAAGCAUCUGAGGCAUAUCUUGUCGGUCUUUUCGAGGACACUAACUUAUGCGCAAUUCAUGCCAAACGUGUAACUAUUAUGCCGAAGGACAUUCAAUUGGCUCGUCGAAUCAGAGGAGAGCGCGCUUAAGCUGCUAUACACUUCAUAAUCAACUUAUCAAUUUUCUUAAUUAUAUAAUAAAAAUUAAUAAAUAUGUAAUACACUUAAGAUUUCCCCCAAAA
Messenger RNA from Bactrocera neohumeralis, 644 nucleotides. Its product is annotated as histone H3.3A. The coding region runs from base 142 to 552 and encodes 136 amino acids. Lineage: Eukaryota; Metazoa; Arthropoda; Insecta; Diptera; Tephritidae. The transcript is spliced from 3 exons. Gene Ontology annotation, cellular component: nucleosome. The record is from RefSeq and is a predicted model, not a curated record. Gene Ontology annotation, molecular function: DNA binding; structural constituent of chromatin; protein heterodimerization activity.